AUGAAGAAAACGAUCGUAAUUUUUUUCUUUUCCUUUUCCUUUUUAAUUUCCUUUCGCUUCGUGCUGUCUGAAAAGUUCGGCACCCAUAAGAAGAAAAAUUUGGACCAGGAAGCGAUGCACGCGUUGAUGAAGAAGCUGGAAAAUCUGUAUAGACUCAGCGAGACGGAUAAUAGCGAAGUUUUGAACAAAGAAAUUGAGUCGUUGAAAAAACAGAUUGACCAGUUGCACCAACAUGGUGGGGUAAUCGAAGGGGAAAAUCUUGGCCACCUUCUAGAAAGCGAAGCAGCAGACGAGUCAACCAAGAAGACCAUUUUCGGCAUGGACGAAGAUGACCUGGAUAACUACGAUGCGGACUUCACUGGACAGAGCAAAGGAAAAAUUAAGGGGCAAGCGGAUGCAGACCCAUCAGUUAAAGAUCCAAGCAGCACAGCAUCAAACGUACAAUCCCAAGCUGGAAGCGCUCAAGCAAUAGCCGCAGGUGUAGGAGGAACCAAUACACAAGCAGUACACACAGAUGGACAAUCCACUAUGCAGGAAGCGAAUCAACCUGCUGGACCAACACCUCCAGGAGACGCCACCGCACAGACCGAAAGAGUACGAGAACCCAACGUGAAGUACCUGGACAAGCUGUACGACGAGGUCCUGGAGACCCCAAACAGUGUCAACGCAAUACACACACAACCCUUCCACAGCAAGUACAACGAAUUCAGAAAGAAGUACGAGUUUACGAUGAAUGAGAGGGAGUACCAAAUUGUGAAAAAUCUUUUUGAUGUCUGCUUCAAAAAGGAAGGAGAACAGUCCAGCACCUCCUGUAUAGUUAAUAUGUUUAAAAAAGUGUUAGACGACAAAAAUUUUCAGAAAAAGUUUGACAAUUUUGUUCAAGGAUUUUAUGGCUUCGCCAAACGACACAACUACUUGAGAGGAGAAAGAAUGGCCAAUGAAAAUCUGUACAAAGAUAUUCUAAAAAAUGUCGUGAAUUUGUUAAACACGAUUGAGGUGGUGUAG
Messenger RNA from Plasmodium cynomolgi strain B, 1005 nucleotides. Its product is annotated as merozoite surface protein 7. Bases 1 to 1005 code for a protein of 334 amino acids. The transcript is spliced from 2 exons. The record is from RefSeq and is a predicted model, not a curated record. Lineage: Eukaryota; Apicomplexa; Aconoidasida; Haemosporida; Plasmodiidae.